CAGCCACAAACCAACCACGUUUCAAGCUUCCACUUGUUUCCCUCCUCCCCGCUCCACCCCUUCCGCCGCCGGGGCGAGGCGCCUCGCCGUCGCUGUCAGGGCGGUGGCCGGCGGGACCCGCUCGGCAGCGGCCAUGCGCGCCCGCUUCCUUCCGCUACUAGCGCGGCAGUGGCAACAUCAGGGGAGCAGCUCAAGCGGUGCGCGGAGAGGCUGCUGCGGGCGCCACCUGGGCGGGGAAACGCGGAGGGGACUAGCGGCGGCGGCGACGAGGUGGUGGCACGUUGGUAGGAGGGGGUUCGUGGCAUCGGCGGAGGCGGGGCCGAAGGGGGAGAUGGAGAGCACCAUGAAGGAGAUACGGGGAGUCGGGGCGCCGUGCGUGCUGGACAUGGACGACGCGGCGACGGUGGGCGGCGGCGUCGAGGACACCUACGGCGAGGACCGCGCCACCGAGGAGCAGUUCGUCACGCCGUGGACCGUCUCUGUCGCGAGCGGUUACAAUUUGUUGAGGGAUCCACGCUACAACAAGGGGCUUGCCUUCACAGAGAAGGAGCGCGAGACACACUACCUUCGUGGCCUUCUGCCACCAGCAGUCACAUCCCAGGAGCUCCAGGAGAGGAAGAUCAUGCAUAAUAUUCGCCAAUACCAGCUACCUCUGCAGCGUUACAUGGCUAUGAUGGACCUUCAAGAGAGGAAUGAGAGGCUUUUCUACAAGCUCCUCAUUGACAAUGUUGAGGAGCUGCUUCCUAUUGUGUACACUCCAACUGUUGGUGAGGCCUGCCAAAAGUAUGGGUCAAUAUAUAGUCGUCCGCAGGGUCUUUACAUCAGCUUGAAAGAGAAGGGAAAGAUCCUUGAGGUGCUGAAGAACUGGCCUGAGAGAAGCAUUCAGGUUAUUGUCGUUACUGACGGUGAACGUAUUUUGGGGCUUGGAGAUCUUGGAUGCCAGGGAAUGGGGAUUCCUGUUGGUAAGCUUUCCCUUUACACUGCUCUGGGAGGGGUUCGUCCAUCUGCAUGCUUGCCAAUCACAUUGGAUGUUGGUACAAAUAAUGAGGAGCUUCUGAAUGAUGAAUUUUACAUUGGCUUGAGGCAAAAAAGGGCCACUGGCCAGGAGUAUGCUGAUUUUCUGCAUGAAUUUAUGGCUGCUGUGAAGCAAAACUAUGGGGAGAAAGUUCUCAUUCAGUUCGAGGAUUUUGCAAACCACAAUGCCUUUGAUCUCCUUGCAAGAUACGGAACAACCCACCUUGUAUUCAAUGAUGACAUUCAGGGAACAGCUUCGGUGGUCCUUGCUGGGCUUGUUGCAGCACUGAAAUUAGUUGGUGGUACAUUAGCAGAGCACACCUACCUGUUCUUGGGAGCUGGAGAGGCUGGGACAGGUAUUGCGGAACUUAUAGCUCUUGAGAUGUCAAGACAGACAAAAACACCAAUAGACGAAUGCCGCAAGAAAAUCUGGCUUGUUGAUUCAAAGGGCCUGAUCGUUAGUGCGCGAAAGGAGUCUCUUCAACACUUCAAGAAACCAUGGGCUCAUGAGCAUGAGCAUGUCCGCAACCUCUUAGAUGCAGUGAAUGCUAUCAAACCAACAGUGUUGAUUGGCACAUCUGGAAAGGGGCAGACUUUCACACAGGAGGUUGUUGAAGCCAUUUCCUCAUUUAAUGAGAUGCCUAUCAUUCUUGCCCUGUCCAACCCAACGUCGCAGGCUGAGUGCACUGCUGAACAAGCUUACACAUGGAGCAAGGGUCGAGCAGUGUUUGCAACUGGAAGCCCAUUUGAUCCAGUGGAGUACAAUGGCAAGAUACAUGUGCCUGGCCAGGCAAACAAUGCAUAUAUCUUUCCAGGGUUUGGCCUUGGGGUGGUGAUGUCUGGGGCAAUCCGUGUGCAUGAUGACAUGCUUCUUGCAGCCUCGGAGGCUCUGGCUCAGCAGGUCACACAGGAGAAUUUUGACAAGGGGCUAAUUUAUCCCCCCUUCUCAAAUAUCAGAAAGAUCUCUGCUCAUAUCGCGGCCAACGUUGCAGCAAAGGCAUAUGAACUUGGUUUGGCGAGUAGGCGCCCUCGGCCGAAGGACCUGGUCAAGUAUGCAGAGAGCUGCAUGUACAGCCCGAUUUACCGCAAUUACAGGUGAAUCCGCAUUCAUCCGGCUGUGUACAGAAACAGUUUGUCCAACUACUUGCUUCAAAAUCCCUGAAGAACACCACUUGUGGUUAAGCUGUGCAACCGGAGUUGGUUCAAGCUUUGUUUCGUAUUUACUUCCUGUGCUGCCUAUUCUGUAGUACUCCCUCCGUCCGAAUAUACUUGUCAUCAAAAUGGACAAAAAGGGAUGCAUCUAGAACUAAAAUACAUCUAGAUACAUCCCCUUUUAUUCAUUUUGAUAACAAGUAUUUCCGGACGGAGGGGUACUUCCUUCGUCCCACAAUGUAAGACGCUUUUGCAACCUAUUUUGGGACGGAGGGAGUAUUCGCUUGCUACUACUACUUGGUCUGUAUACUGUAGUAGUGCUUUUGCCCUGGAUGUGAUGUAUAAACUGCCUUUGUGGCCAGAUAAGAUAAGUCUUUGAAUUCUCAUCGGACAAAGUUAUCGUCCGGUGCAUGUGGUGGAGAAGGACAGGUUUGGAAUAAAAGUUUCUACAGUUUCUUCCUCGGUA
Triticum aestivum (bread wheat) is the source of this 2632-nucleotide messenger RNA. Its product is annotated as NADP-dependent malic enzyme. The coding region runs from base 134 to 2113 and encodes 659 amino acids. The transcript has 20 exons. Gene Ontology annotation, biological process: pyruvate metabolic process; malate metabolic process. The record is from RefSeq and is a predicted model, not a curated record. Gene Ontology annotation, molecular function: NAD binding; malate dehydrogenase (decarboxylating) (NADP+) activity. Gene Ontology annotation, cellular component: chloroplast. Lineage: Eukaryota; Viridiplantae; Streptophyta; Magnoliopsida; Poales; Poaceae.